AUGUUCGGCGGCGGCUCAAGUUCAAUGCCAAAGGCGGAGAGCGACUCCAAGGAGGAUCGCAAGUCCCCUUCUCCCGACGCCGACAAGGGCGCCGCGGCCCAGUCCAAGCCGAACGACCAGGCCGCCAGCGGGGACAAGAGGAGCGGAAACAGCAGUCCUCCGGGACGUCAGACCGAUGGAGCGACCGAUAAGAAGCGCCGCGCCAGCGGUGUGUCCAGCAAGGCUGCCGGCCUGCUUGCUCACGCCAAGAAUACCCUCAACUUUUCCCAGGUCGGCCGAUCCAACUCCGACGUGAGUGCGCAGACUCCUCUGCAGAAGCUGGGCAAGCAGGACCCCGCACUCGUCGUGCCCCAGGGUCAGCACAACAACUCGGCCGGCGACUCCAUCCCCGGUCCCCGCUCCACGUUCCGUGUCGGCGUUUGGGAGGAUAGGAACAAAAAAUGCCGUCGGACCAUGGAGGAUACCCAUGCCUUUCUCUACAACUUCCUCUAUACCCCGGCUCCUGCCCUCGAGGGUAAGAAGGCCGAGGCCGCAGAUGAGAAGGAGACGCCCCAGGACAUGGUCGAGACCGACAACGGAUACUUCGCCAUCUUUGACGGCCACGCCGGCACAUUCGCGGCUGACUGGUGCGGCAAAAAGCUGCACCUUAUUUUAGAAGAUGUCAUUCGCAAGAACCCGAACGGCCCCAUCCCCGAGUUGCUCGACCAGACCUUCACCUCGGUCGACGCGCAGUUGGAAAAGCUCCCUCUUAAGAACAGUGGAUGCACUGCUGCCGUCGCCGUAUUACGUUGGGAGGACAGAGUACCGAGUGAUCGGUCUGCGACUGGCUCUCAGGCAAUUGCGCCGGCUACCGCCGCUGCCACGAAGGCUGCUAAGCUCACGUCAGAAGAGCCCGCAGACGACAAGGCCGCUGCCACCAGUCCCGAAGCAACCCAUGCCAAGCUUAAGAACUCGGCCAGCCGCCAGCGCGUGCUCUACACGGCCAACGUUGGAGAUGCGCGCAUCAUUCUCUGCCGCGCCGGCAAAGCUCUGCGUCUGUCGUACGACCACAAGGGUAGUGACGAGAACGAAGGAAAACGUAUAGCUAACGCCGGUGGUCUGAUACUCAACAACCGCGUCAACGGUGUUCUGGCUGUGACGAGGGCCCUCGGCGACACCUAUAUGAAGGAUCUCGUCACGGGCCACCCGUACACGACCGAGACUGUCAUUCAGCCCGAGAGUGACGAGUUCAUCAUCAUAGCUUGCGAUGGACUGUGGGAUGUUUGCUCUGAUCAAGAGGCGGUUGACCUCGUUCGCAAUCUAGAGGACCCGGUGGAGGCGUCCAAGCUCCUGGUUGACCAUGCGCUGAAUCGUUUUAGUACGGACAAUUUGUCCUGUAUGAUUGUUCGUUUGGAUAAGGCUGCAUUGUUAGAAAGCCAGAACGACAAGGAGAGCUCCGUUGGUGUUGAGCGGCCUCCCCCCUCGAACGCAGCCAAAGUCAGCGAGGCUGAGAAGAUCGUUCAAGACACGAAGAAGAAAAUCGCUGAUGGAGGUACGCCUGCCAUUGGAGUCUCGGCUAGCAACAGCGGUCGCGGCCAUGACCCGGCGUCUAUUGACAAUGGAGACUUCAAGCCAACAACACUGGACGGGACUCUGGAGGAGGAGCCCGGACCUAUCGACGAAAACGAUGAUUCUCCUGAGGUCGCCCGCGACGCUCCUCCUGCUCCUUUGCCGACGAAUGUGGAGCAGACUGACACGGCAGCUACAGCGAAGGCGAACUGA
Colletotrichum karsti is the source of this 1761-nucleotide messenger RNA. Its product is annotated as protein phosphatase 2C. The coding region runs from base 1 to 1761 and encodes 586 amino acids. The record is from RefSeq and is a predicted model, not a curated record. Gene Ontology annotation, biological process: protein dephosphorylation. The transcript is spliced from 2 exons. Lineage: Eukaryota; Fungi; Ascomycota; Sordariomycetes; Glomerellales; Glomerellaceae. Gene Ontology annotation, molecular function: cation binding; protein serine/threonine phosphatase activity.